Messenger RNA from Bombyx mandarina (wild silkworm), 1851 nucleotides. RefSeq names its product mitochondrial trifunctional protein beta subunit (gene Mtpbeta). NCBI's taxonomy places the organism in Eukaryota, Metazoa, Arthropoda, Insecta, Lepidoptera, Bombycidae. Gene Ontology annotation, molecular function: acyltransferase activity, transferring groups other than amino-acyl groups. The record is from RefSeq and is a predicted model, not a curated record. Gene Ontology annotation, cellular component: mitochondrion. Gene Ontology annotation, biological process: fatty acid beta-oxidation.
UUCUUGAUCUGUGGUGUAAAAUAGAAAUCUUCACUGUUUAAAGAAAAAUUGUCCGAAGUGCCGUACUAAAAUGGCUUCACAAGUCGCUAAAUCAUUGAUAAAAGCAAACCACGUACGAUCUACUGUUAAGUUCGAUACUGCCAGACGAGCGCUGAGUGUAGCGCCAGUAUUGCAGCAGAAGAAAUCACUCCCAGACCGUACAGGCAAGAAUGUGGUCCUGGUCGAUGGAGUCCGCACUCCAUUCCUUGUUUCAUUCACCGAUUAUGCCAGGAUGAUGCCCCACGAACUAGCAAGACAUGCACUUCUUGGUCUCCUACAAAAGACUGGUAUAUCGAAGGAUGUCAUUGACUACAUUGUAUAUGGCACCGUGAUCCAAGAGGUGAAAACUUCAAAUAUAGGGCGCGAGGCAGCCCUGGCGGCUGGGUUCAGCGACAGGACUCCAGCGCACACCGUCACCAUGGCUUGCAUCUCUUCUAACCAGGCAAUCACCACUGGUAUCGGCAUGAUAGCGGCCGGCGCGUAUGACGUCAUCGUGGCGGGCGGAGUGGAGUUCAUGUCGGACGUGCCCAUCCGCCACUCCCGCAAGAUGCGCUCGCUGCUGCUGCGGAUCAACCGCGCCAAGACCCCAGCGCAGAGGCUGUCGCUCAUUGCCUCCAUACGACCGGACUUCUUCGCUCCAGAGCUGCCUGCCGUGGCGGAGUUUUCGUCGGGCGAGACCAUGGGCCACAGCGCGGACAGGCUGGCGGCCGCCUUCGGAGCCUCGCGACUGGAGCAGGACCAGUACGCGCUGCGCUCGCACACGCUCGCCCACGAGGCCCAGCAGAAGGGAUACUUCACGGACCUCAUACCGGUCAAAGUGGACGGCAAGGACGGGCUGGUGGACAAGGACAACGGCAUCCGCGUGUCCGCCCCCGAGCAGCUCGCCAAGCUGAAGCCGGCCUUCAUCAAGCCGCACGGCACCGUCACCGCCGCCAACGCAUCCUUCCUGACGGACGGCGCCUCCGCCUGCCUCGUGAUGUCCGAGGCGAAGGCCAAGGAGCUCGGCCUCAAACCGAAGGCCUACCUGCGGGACUUCACCUACGUCGCUCAGGAUCCCGUGGACCAGCUGCUGUUGGGGCCCGCCUACGGCAUUCCCAAGAUCUUGGACAAAGUCGGCCUCAAGGUCAGCGAUAUCGACACGUGGGAGAUCCAUGAGGCCUUUGCGGGACAAAUCCUGGCGAAUUUGAAGGCUCUCGACUCGGACUGGUUCGGGCAGAAGUAUCUGGGACGUCAAGGAAAGGUUGGCAGUCCGGACCUCGAGAAGUGGAACAAGUGGGGCGGCUCGCUCUCUAUCGGACAUCCAUUCGCCGCCACCGGCGUUCGUCUGGCGAUGCACACGGCUCACCGGCUGGUGCGGGAGGACGGGCAGUUCGGCGUCAUCUCGGCCUGCGCGGCGGGAGGACAGGGAGUCGCCAUGCUGCUGGAGAGACAUCCUGAUGCCACCACCCAAUAAACUCCUAGCGGCGUCCCGCGACAUGAACUAUCUACUUGAGAGGAAAAUAUUGCAAGUCCAAAACCUUGUAAUGUUUUAUUUUGUAGGAAUCAAUGUGUACAGGGUGUUGGAAAUGCUUCCGAAAACAGCAAAAAAAAAAAAAAAAACUAAAAACAAUGGUAAUCAUUAUUGUUUUUUUUUUAUGAUUGCCUAUUUUGUCAAUAUCAGAAACCACUAAUGCGCGAGAUCUGUAAACGCAUAAGUGUAUUGUAAAAACAUAUUACUAUAGUAGAAUUAUUUUGUCCGUGCAGUUUGAGUUAUAAAUAAUCGGAGCGGUGAAGCGAGUAUUUCGCUCUCUCUUCCACUCACGAGCCUUAUGG